AUGGGGAAGCCAACACCUGCAAAGCGUGCAGCAUCCAGAAGACAUCUAGCAUUCAGAAAGCAUAAAGCAAGAGCAAAAGAAACUGUUGGUCUGUAUACAGCACAGUCAUAUGGGAGAGGAAUGCAUGGGAAAGGGAAGUUGAUGGAGAGACAGGCAGGGAGUGGAACCAGUCAUGUUGUGCUAGGGAGGAGUGCAGAGAAAAGCACACACAGUUCUUUGGGUGCCAGAGAUCCACUAAGCCCCACAGAAACCCCAGGAUUCAGCCAACUCUUUGCCGAUUGCUGAGGUGUUCCUUUACUGUGUGCAGCCAGGAAUGGCGCCACCAUUAGGCAGAAUGAGGCAGUUGCCUCAGGUAGCAGGUGCUGGGGUGGGUAGAGAUGUGUAGACAACACAAGCUGCACUGAACCUCCUCAGUUAGUCUGCUGCCCCAUCAGCAGCAUCGAAAUAAGAGCCAAUGGCCAGUCCAGCCCAGCUUCUGUAUGUGGCAUUAUGUGUUCAGAGGGAGCAUCUUGUCAUUUGUUUGGGGAGCAGAAAGUCCUUUAGUAACAAAGGCUCCUGUCUUCUGAUCCAUACAUUUGUAAGAAAAGUUUCCUCAAGCAGCAAGCCAUCUCGCUUUGCUUCCUCCACCUGCUUAUUCUCCCAAGUGCCCACCCCCUGAGCAAGUGACUGUCUCUGGCUGAUGGCUGCCACAGCAUAUGGAAACCCUUUUUCCUGGAGUGGCAAGGGUAUGUUGGCUACUGAUGGCUAAAGUAGAAUUUUCUUUCUUCAAGCAUCUGGUUUUCAGGACUUGGUUACCUUCUUCCAAUCUCCAACGGGUGAAAGAUUUAUCAUACUUGAGAUUUGCAUCCUUAUUGCCAUGACACUGCUGAUUUACAUUCUGUGUAAGUACAUAAUUGGCGUACAUUGAUACUACUGUCUUGUGCUUUGCUUCAAUGCCAACAGCAUUUCCAAAAAGAGAUGGCAGGAUACAGCUUCCAUUUAUCCCUUUCAUCUCUCUUUGAUAUCAUGGAGGGAGUUAUAGCUGUCACCCAGUGAGAGCAAUGACACUGUUUUGUUCUCCCUGAAUAAGUGAGUUCCAGCACUUGGAACAGAAGCACAGGAUAACACAAGUCCCCGGGACACCCUGGACAAUUCCCUUUCCCAGUUGCCUUUCUCUGUUCCUUCCCAACUAAUUCUCAUUUCCUGUGGGAGAGCCCCCAUUCCUGGUCCUCGCCACCCUGCCCUCUGCUAGGGCUCCAGUCCCUUGAAGGAAAGGAAGUCUUGAUAACAAUGAGCGUAGUUAAUUUAAAAUGAUAUUUACUGCAAAACAAACAGAGUUCACCAGAGCGGCAAGCACAGACGUCCGUCCAUAAAUCAAAGAUGUCCCUUCUAAGGUGGAUGUUUCGGCGAGACCAGAAACAGCUGAACUUCCUUUUGUGAAGUAUUCUGUCUUGAACACUCCCCAUAUGCCUAGACCUUGGGCUGAGGGGGUCAGCUCCCGUCCCUUCCUCAUUGUCUGAGAGAUUACUUCCGUGAUCUUUCCCGCUUUCUAAGCUGCUUUCAUUUCUAGCCCCUGCAUUUUGUUCAUCACUAGCAUGCUGGCAAGCUGCUGACUGGCUUCCUGGAACUCUGCUAUCAGUUGGCAUUCCUACGGGCAGCGGAGGUGGCUCCCGGCUAUAAUCAUCUUGUCUUGUAAUUAACCUUCUCUCAUCCUAGCUCCUUCCUUCAUUGGGAGCUAGCUGCAAACUUCUCUUGGGGGAUGACUCAUUCAUGACACCUGCCCUCUGCUGCAGCUCCAGUCCCAUGAAGGAAAGUGCUUGGGGAAAACAGACUACAGAGGAUAAGGCCAUGGCUAAUGUGGGUGGGUCCAGAGCCUACCUAAAUAUCAAGGUAUAUGCAGGGCUUUUUUCAACCAGAAUUCAUCAGGACUCAGUUAUCACACCUCUCAGAUGGGUGUCAAUGCCAUUCUAAGAGAACAAGGGAGGCAUUCAUGCUGAGUUCCAGAGCCUCUUUUUCUAGAAAACAGCACUGGAUAGAUGAACACAUGACCUGUUUGCAUAGGUAAUUGAUUUUUUUAAAGGGCACUCCAAAGUAAGCAAAGCUCAGGGGGAGGGAACCAAAUGAUUCAAGAAUUUGCACAUUCUAAGCAGCGUGGCAAAUGCAAGUCCACAGGACAAAGAGGACAGGUGUAUCUGGACACCCAAAAACCUAAAGCUCUCAAAGGAAGGCCAAACCAUCUGAUGACAGAAGCAACAGGCUAAAUGAAAACAGGACUUCAGGCUACCAGGGCAGCCACAGUCAAGGAAUGGGAACCCCCAAAACAAGAGCUGAGGCCAGAAAAUAUUAAUAGAAUUCAUAUUCAUGUUUUUGUUGGUUUGAUUUUUUUAUUCAUACUUCUCCCUAAGAUCCCGGGGCACGUUAGAAGUCAGCAAUUCAAAUCAAUAUUAAAAGCAGUUUGAAACCAAGUAUCCCCUCUUCUAGCUCACCAGAGUACUGGGCUAGAACACAAUUUCAUUUCUUUUCUACGUACCUCCUCCUUAGAUCAGAAGGAAAUGAAAAACAGAGAGGAGAUUCAGGAGGCAAUGCACAUGAUUCGUACCUUUGUUGUUGGAAUGGAACCAUUCUAUGUGGACAAGGAUGGUAAGCGUUUCAUAUGCAUGUCCUCACUUUUUGUAGGACAUGUUUAGUUUAAACAAACUUCAAUUCCUUUAGUUCACUUUGGGAUUCAUAUUGUGUGAGCAAAACAUUCAAUGAAACUCAUCACCCAAUAGAGUUUAUCACUGUUUCAUUGCUCAGCAUGAAGAAAAGCAGACAGUUGUGAUUCUCACAUUUCCCCACUAGAAAUGCUGUCCUCUCCCAUCACACUGUACUUUACAAUGUUUGUGCUAGUGCAAGAUUUAGCACAAGUACAAGGGAACUUUGCCCCCACUUCUCCCUGCAUGCCAUCACCCAAACUGCUCUCCAGGGUGGGGAGAAACUUCAGAACAGAAUGGAGGGAAAGGGGCUGGAGAUUGCAGUGCACAAGGAGAAAUUCCUGAGCUUACAGAACACCCUCUUUAGAACUAUGUGUAAUGCAACCCAAUAUUCAUCAGGAAAAGAGUUUGGGUGCCUGUAUUUUCUUAGAUUUCAGAAAGCAUAAUUGAAAACCGUAAAGUAAUCUUUGCAUAUUUGGCUUUACUGUGUGACUCAGUGGAGAAUUGGUUUGUGACCCUGUGAUUCCCUGCAGAAAGGGAAACAUAGGAGGCAACAUAAAAGAUACUUCAUGAGCCACUUUUAAUAUGAGAAUAGGAUAGCAGAUUGCAUGGGUCUUUGGUCUGAUCCAGCUGCAGGGGUCUUCUGAGGCUUUCCAUUGGUGAUCUCAGCCACAGAGAAUCAAGUCUGCCCUCAUAUUCAUAAGAACCCCAUCCUGGAGCUCUGCUUCUUGUUUUAGGAUAGAGACUUUUAAAAUGUUUGGACGUGGUUUCUUAAUAUCUGCAGAUUGUUAUUUCAGAUACUACUCCCUUGAACUGUUUCUAAUAUUUUAGAUUUCCAAAUACUCGCUGUGGCUCAAAACAAAUCAGAGGAAAUGCGGUAUUAUUCCAAGAAAAAUGAAGAACUGCAAAAAGAAAUUGGUAAGCUACCCUAUGAUGCUGAAGAAUUGUAGUGCAGUGGGAACCUGCCCUGAUUCUGCCCCAGCUGAAAGCCCCCCCCCCAGCUGAAUACUCUUAGAGCCAGAACAGAGUGCUGCCCUCCUUUGCAUGGGGCCGCCCUAGGGAAACAUCAGAGAUAUUCAGUUCAGCUCUCCUGAUCUGCUGAAUUGAUUUAGCUUCUAUGGUGAGGAAAGAAAAGACUUCGUCAUUCUUUGCUGUAAGAGAGACAAUCAAAACAGGUCAGCUAAAAGACCUGUCCUUUAUUAUAUUCACCCAUGGGAGAGGGAUUCUUGAAUAGCACUUCUGAGGCAACUUCUGCCAACUUGGUCAGAGAGACUGCUGGGCAGUGGGGUGAUUGGUGUAUGACAUAGGGGAGGGCACUCAGGGCGAAUUGUGUCAAUGGCCCUAGUCAAGGCAGAGGGCCCUCUAGGUAGUUGUGCCUGCCCUGUGACACUCCCUACCACCAGAUGUCAAGGCAAAAAACAAGUAUCUGACCUUCAGAAGACAUCUGAAGGCAGCCCUGUUCCGGGAAGUUAUUAAUGGUUGGUGUCCAAUUGUGGAAGUCGCCCAGAAUGGCUGGGGAAACGCAGUCAGAUGGGCAGCAUAUAAAUAAAGUGUUGUUGUUGUUGUUGUUGUUGUUGUUGUUGUUGUUGUUCGGUUGUUCAAGAGCUCGGCCAAAGCUCGACAGGAGCACCAGUCAGAUCAGCUGGAAUAUCCCCCAGAGCCAUUGGAAGCCCACUGGAUCCAUCCUGUCAGCUCAGGCAGAGAGACUGCUUGGCAGCAAACUAGGUGGUAAACCAGCAGAAUCUUUCAUCUGUACCAGUUGCCCAAUGCCAGGAACACACACUCUAGAUUCCCCUCCCCACAUCCGCAACUGGACAGUUAGCCUAGAGAAAGAAAGAGAAUUUUGAUAAACCACAGCUACUCCCCCUUCCCAACCUUCAAGUCUGCCCUGAUGCUGCCUUGAGUAUCCAGGUGGAAACAAGUGGGUGAGGCCCCUGGGGUUCAGAUAAGGCCUGUGAAGGAACAUGCAUCUUUUGUCUAUUCCCUCAAAUAAAAGGUUCUUCAUUGUGCUCCCUGUUCCAGCUAUGCCCCUCCCACCGCUAUUUCCUGCAGCAUCAUGAAGGGGUUGAAGAGUUAAUGUUGUUCUUGUUUUAAUAUUUCUGAGCUUCCUAGGUGAAUAUAUGUUAUGUGGCUGCAGAAAUGAACUUAAUAAAAAUAUUUGAAAUCUGCAAAGAUGUACAAGGUUGUUCCUCUUAAAUUCCCUGUCUUGUUUUCUUUUUCUCUUCUUCCUCCAUAUCUGCUUGACUCAAAGACAUCCUUACUAGAAACUUGAAUGAUGGUUGGGUUUUAUAUUCAAGGGCCUUCUAUUUCUUUUCUCUUGAGCUACGCACAUGGAUGGAUUCCAAAAAAAAGUGUGAGAAGGAAGGCGCCCACCUCAUUUCUAUGGAAACAAAGGAAGAACAGGUGAGCAUCAAAGCCGCGUAUAGAAAAGACAGGGGAUCUCCUAGAGUCAAAGGGUUCAUUUCAUCACUAUCCAUUUAAGAAGGUCAUAUCUACCUGUAUGCAGCCAAGACAGCAACUCCAUCAGUCAAACCAAAGGGUGGGUGGGGCAGGGACCAGCUGCUAUCAUCUAGGACUCAAUGAGGUUUCUUAGAGCUGCUGAGCUCUGAUGCUGGCAGUCAGGAAGGAGGUCUUGAAGGAAGAGGAGGAGUAGAUACUUGAGGGAAAUCUAUCCCUUGGAUUUCCUGUAGAUUCUUCCUCUGCUCUUUGAGAUGUACUGAGUGCUUAGGAAAAAGGUUUCCCUCACCACCCUAACCCUCUGGCAUGAGAGUAUCCUGGAGAUGACUAUAGGAGCUUGCAAGGUAUAGCCCCUCGCAGCCCCUUGGCCCAGGCAGAGGGGCUACUGGGGUGCUGCAGGGCAUAGACAUAGGUGAGACCCCCAUCAUCAACCCAUCAAGCAUACCACAACCAGACUGAUUCCAGUAGCUCUGGAACAAACCAACAAACAUGGAUGCAGAAAUUGGAGUAUUUGCUACCCAGGGUCACUGUCCCACUAGAUGGUUCCAAGAUGAAGUGUUCUAUGGCACAGUCAUUUAUAGUAUCUGGGAAUUUUAACUCUCUGUCGUGACUGGAAGACAUGACUGGAAGGCAGCAAAGUCAGUCCUCAGGGAAUGUGCAGGCGACCUUGGAACAGACAGCUCACGGAAGAACCCCGACCAAACAUAAGAGGAGGCGUGUAGUGGUGAUAGGGGAUUCCCUACUGAGGGGAACAGAAGCAGUGAUCUGUGGGCCUGACAAGAUGUCUCGGGAAGUGUGCUGUCUCCCCGGGGCUAAGAUCCAAGAUGUAACUGAACGACUGCAAGGGAUCAUAAAACCCACUGACAAAUACCCCUUCCUCUUGGUUCAUGUGGGAACCAAUGACACUGCAAGCAAUAGCCUCCAGAAGAUCAAAAGAGACUACGAGGCUCUGGGCAGGAAAUUGAAGCUAUUAAAUGCACAAAUUGUCAUCUCAUCUGUCCUCCCAGUUGAACGCCGUGGCCCAGGGAGAGAGGGAAAAAUAGUGGAAGUGAACAGCUGGCUUCGCAAAUGGUGUAAACAGGAAUGGUUUGGAUUAUUAGUUCACGGACUGCAGUUUCUUGAAGAUGGACUUCUGGCAAGCGAUGGGCUGCACCUCACAACGGUUGGGAGGAAUGUUUUUGCCAAAAAUCUCAGAAACCUCAUCAGGAGGGCUUUGACUAAUGUGGGGGAGGGAGACAGUGCUCCUGAAGGUAGGAGUCUAUCAAUUGAUGAAGAUGAUCAUCCAAAUGUCAUAGACCAAAUGGAGCAAACAGCACGCAGACCUAGUGGUGGGAGGAAAAAAUCCUUAAAUAAGAGACACGGGGGAAUGAUUAAUGGACUUCAGUGUCUGUACACUAAUGCACAAAGCAUGGGAAAUAAACAAGAUGAGCUUGAGCUCUUGGUACAGCAAACUAAAUAUGACAUAAUAGGCAUCACUGAAACCUGGUGGAAUAAGUCCCAAGAUUGGAAUGUAAUAAAGGAGGGAUACAGUCUAUUUCAGAGAAACAGACCAGACAAGAAAGGAGGAGGAGUGGCGUUAUAUGUCAGGGAUGUGUAUACCUGUGAAGAGAUCCAAGAUUUAGAACCUCAAAGCCAAAGUGAGAGCAUUUGGGUCAAAAUUAAGGGAGAGAAGAAUAACAGUGACCUCAUUGUGGGAGUUUACUAUAGAUCCCCAAGCCAAACGGAGGACAUAGAUGAUGCCUUCCUGGAACAGAUGGCCAAGCAUGCAAAAGGAAGGGAGAUAGUAGUAAUGGGGGACUUCAAGUACCCGGAUAUUUGUUGGAUGUCAAACUCAGCCAAGAGCAUAAGAUCAAACAGAUUCCUCACUGGCCUUGCAGACAACUUCAUUGUCCAGAAAGUGGGAGAAGCAACAAGAGGAACAGCCAUUUUAGAUCUGGUCCUAACCAAUGUUGAUGACCUGGUUAGUGGGAUAGAAGUGGAAGGAUCAUUAGGCGCGAGUGAUCAUGCUCUUCUGAAGUUUACUAUACAGCGGAAAGGAGCAGCCAAGCAUAUUAGGACUCAAUUUCUUGACUUUAAGAAAGCCAACUUCAUAAAACUUAGGGAAGUGCUGGGUGAGAUCCCAUGGACAGUAAUACUAAAAGGAAAGGGAGUUCAUGAAGGCUGGGAGUUUGUUAAGAGCGAGAUAGUAAAAGCACAACUUCAGGCAAUACCAAUGAGAUGGAAACAUGGAAGGUGCCUAAAGAAGCCAGGGUGGCUAUCUAAAGAACUUUUAACUGAGUUAAGAUUAAAAAGGAUGUGUACAAAAAUGGAAAAGGGGGAAACCACCAAAGAGGAAUUCAAACAAAUAGCCAGCACGUGUAGACACAAAGUCAGAAAAGCUAAAGCACAGAAUGAACUCAGGCUUGCUAGAGAGGUUAAAAGCAACAAAAAAGGCUUUUAUGGGUAUGUUCGUAGCAAAAGGAAGAACAAAGAAACAAUGGGGUCACUCAGAGGAGAAGAUGGUGAAAUGCAAACAGGGGACACAGAAAGGGCUGAACUCCUCAAUGCCUUCCUUGCCUCAGUCUUCUCCGAUAAAGAAAACAAUGCCCGACCUGAAGAAUUUGGAGCAAAUGAUUCAGCAGAGGAAACACAGCCCAGAAUAACUAAGGAGAUAGUACAAGAAUACUUGGCUAGUUUAGAUGUAUUCAAGUCUCCAGGGCCAGAUGAACUGCAUCCAAGAGUAUUAAAAGAACUGGCAGAUGUGAUCUCAGAACCACUGGCAGUCAUCUUUGAGAAUUCCUGAAGAACAGGCGAAGUCCCGGCAGACUGGAGGAGGGCAAAUGUUGUCCCUAUUUUCAAAAAGGGGAAAAGAGAGGACCCAAAUAAUUACCGCCCAGUCAGUCUGACAUCAAUACCAGGGAAGAUUCUGCAGCAGAUCAUUUAGCAAACAGUCUGUGAGCACCUAGAAAGGAAUGCUGUGAUCACCAAUAGUCAGCAUGGAUUUCUGAAAAAUAAGUCAUGUCAGACUAACCUGAUCUCGUUUUUUGACAGAAUUACAAGCCUGGUAGAUGAAGGGAACGCAGUGGAUGUAGCCUACCUUGAUUUCAGCAAGGCAUUUGACAAGGUGCCCCAUGAUAUUCUUGUAAAGAAGCUGGUAAAAUGCGGUCUUGACUAUGCUACCACUCAGUGGAUUUGUAACUGGCUGACUGACCAAACCCAAAGGGUGCUCAUCAAUGGUUCCUCUUCAUCCUGGAGAAGAGUGACUAGUGGGGUGCCACAGGGUUCUGUCUUGGGCCUGGUCUUAUUCAACAUCUUUAUCAACGACUUGGAUGAUGGACUCAAGGGCAUCCUGAUCAAAUUUGCAGAUGACACCAAACUGGGAGGGGUGGCUAACACCCCAGAGGACAGGAUCACACUUCAAAACGACCUUGACAGAUUAGAGAACUGGGCCAAAACAAACAAGAUGAAUUUUAACAGGGAGAAAUAUAAAGUAUUGCACUUGGACAAAAAAAAUGAGAGGCACAAAUACAAGAUGGGUGACACCUGGCUUGAGAGCAGUACAUGUGAAAAGGAUCUAGGAGUCUUGGUUGACCACAAACUGGACAUGAGCCAACAGUGUGGCGCGGCAGCUAAAAAUGCCAAUGCAAUUCUGGGCUGCAUCAAUAGGAGUAUAGCAUCUAGAUCAAGGGAAGCAAUAGUGCCACUGUAUUCUGCUCUGGUCAGACCUCACCUGGAGUACUGUGUCCAGUUCUGGGCACCACAGUUCAAGAAGGACACUGACAAACUGGAACGUGUCCAGAGGAGGGCAACCAAAAUGGUCAAAGGCCUGGAAACGAUGCCUUAUGAGGAACGGCUAAGGGAGCUGGGCAUGUUUAGCCUGGAGAAGAGGAGGUUAAGGGGUGAUAUGAUAGCCAUGUUCAAAUAUAUAAAAGGAUGUCACAUAGAGGAGGGAGAAAGGUUGCUUUCUGCUGCUCCAGAGAAGCGAACACGGAGCAAUGGAUCCAAACUACAAGAAAGAAGAUUCCACCUAAACAUUAGGAAGAACUUCCUGACAGUAAGAGCUGUUUGACAGUGGAAUUUGCUGCCAAGGAGUGUGGUGGAGUCUCCUUCUUUGGAGGUCUUUAAGCAGAGGCUUGACAACCAUAUGUCAGGAGUGCUCUGAUGGUGUUUCCUGCUUGGCAGGGGGUUGGACUCGAUGGUCCUUGUGGUCUCUUCCAACUCUAUGAUUCUAUGAUUCUAUGUAGCCAGUCUCGGUGAGGGCAGGUGAAGUUACCCUUCACUGCAAUAUUUCCUCUUUGGGAUGCUUCCUUGAUUCCAUCAUCAUCAUUCAUCAUCAGCAUCAUCAUAAUUUGGAUCAGGGGCACAGUAGCACAUCGUCAGUACACAAUUAUUCUUGGUGCUUGAUAUAACCAUAGUUGGAAUACUAUGUACAGUGGUACCUUGGUACUCAAACUUAAUCAGUUCCGGAAGUCAGUUCCAAAACCAAAGCGUUUCAAAACCAAGGCCCGCUUUCCCAUAGAAAGUAAUGCAAAAUGGAUUAAUCCAUUCCAGACUUUUAAAAACAACCUCUAAAACAGCAAUUUAGCAUGACUUUUACUAUCUAACAAGACCACUGAUCCAUUAAGUGAAAGUAAUAUCCAAUGUACCGUACCAUAAAAUAAAUAAGACAGUUUUGUAGAUGAUAGAAAUUAAAAUUAUUAUUAUUUUAUUACCUACAUUGAUGAUAGUCAUUGUUUGGACAGGAUGCUUUUAUCUAUUUCCAGAGUCACACCCUCAAUCAAUCAGUAGCUGAACUGGGUUCCACACAGUCACAAAAACAAAUUAAGCUAAAAAUCCUCAAAAACAAAAAGGCAAAAUAAAUAGCAAAAACAAAAGCGCCAAACUUAAUCUGUUCCAGAAGUCUGUUUGACUUCCAAAAUGUUCAAAAACCACGGCGCAGCUUCUGAUUGGUGCAGGUGCCCCGGAAACAAUAGCCAACAGCUGCAUUGGACGUUCGGCUUAUGGAAAACGUUCCAAAACCAAACCACUUACUUCCGGGUUUUCGGCAUUUGGGAACCAAGGUGUUUGAGUACCAAGGCGUUUGAGAAUAAAAGUACCACUGUAUAGUUUUGAUCACUGCUUCCCCCCCAAAAAAAUGUGGAUUGGGUCUUCAAAGGUGACACCUGCUCCUUUUGAAAUGUGUUUGUUUUAUGCCUGCUAAAUGUUAGGAAAGGGCUGCAGUCUCCCAGAGAAAGGGACAUUGUCUAGAAAGGCUUUUAGAGAAGUGCCUGGCUUCUCAUUCCUACUGAUGAUUUUGUGACGAUUGCUACGAGGUAGGCGAAAAAACCCAAAAGCCUAAUGCCAAAUGGAAAAAUUCCUACCAGGCCCCCUAGACAACCAGGGCGACCAGCCUAAGGUCCAUAGCAAGGCCAAAGAACAAAGACCCUGAGCUAAAAGGGAGUGGAGGGUGGGUGACUCGCGACGAGAGGACGGAGAAGAAUGAGGCCGAGGAGAGGCUGGCGCCGCCGCAAAGGCUGCUGAACACGCCCCUCAAAGGCACCUGGUUGGAUGCCUGCCGAGGGGGCGUGGGCGCCAGCCAGGUGAGAGGAGGAGGCAGGGGGCUAAUGCCCCCUGCUAGGGGCGGUGCUCGGGCUCCCGCCCACAACCACUCCCCUCUCUUCCAGGGAGGAGAGUCUUUGUCUAGAAAGGCUUUUAGAGAAGUGCCUGGCUUCUCAUUCCUACUGAUGAUUUUCUGUUUUUCUUUUUCCCCACCCUAGUAUUUUAUAAACAAGCAAGUAAAACACCGUAAAAUGAUUUUUUGGAUUGGAGUCUUUAAAGACAAGGGGAAGAAAUGGUCGUGGCUGUCAGGAAUGGAGGCUGCAGUCCAGUAAGUUUUUGAAGAAACAUUUGUUAAUGGCAUGCAUUCCAAAAAGUUGCAGGUUUUGUUUACAUAAUUGAUCCUUUCCCUCUCCAAAUAUAUUUUGCCAUGCAGUUUUUUCUAUUACCAAAGAUCUACAUAUGUACUCCUCCACAUCAUUAUCCAGAUGAGUGCCUGCUUCUUCUCACAAGGUUGGAGAGGCAGGAAGGCUAUUCUUGCUUCUCUAACGUAGUGAAUGCAGUGAUUCGGAAGAGGCUGAAGGCAUCCUUAUAAAUGGUUUGUGCUGAUUAGCUCAGCUGCAAAAGGACUUGCAGGAACCUAAAGCUGAGCUACCCUCUCUUUAGGAAAAUAUUUCUGCAGUUAUCUGCUAAACAAUCUGAAUAGCCAGCAAUUUCUAACCUAAAAUAACAGGAGCAGAUGAAGUAAGUGUGUAAGAUAGGGCAGAUGAAUCUCACUCUCUUGAAUAGAAUCAUAAACACAUAGAAAUUUAGAGUUGGAUGACACCCCAAGGGUCAUCUAGUCGAACCCCCUGCAAAACAGGAAUCACAACUGAAUAAUCCCUGACAGAUUCCUAAUAGUUUGAGUUUCUGGCUGCUGGCAGUUCAUGGUUCCCUUUAAGUAUCUAACAACUCUUGUCAGCUUGUGUUGAUGCAUUGAUAAGGUCAGAGAAGAUCUUACUCAUCCACAGCUAGGUAGUAGAACAGCGAGCUGGUCUGGCACUUAUUUCCAAGUCCAGAUUAACAGAGGGUCACUUUCAAUUUGUGCAAUGUCUCCUGGAACAAAAUCCAUUGACAUUCAUCUCUAUUGAUGCACCCAAUACCAACCACUAAUCCUUUUCGGCAAAGGUAUUGAGUAAACUUUACAAAUGGGCAGUGGGGUUGUAUAAUACUAGCUGGGAACUCAAAACCCUGUAUGCCAGUGGUUCCCAGUUAGCUAAGUACUGCAGACCCCUUGUUUUUCAAAAAUGUACCUUUGAACAUUUUGAUAUCUCUGCGGCAGUUUUUACCAUGGACCAUGGAGCCCCUGGGUGGGUGGUCCGUGGGAGCCACUACUGUAUGUGAUCUUUGACUUGAUCAAAGGGCAGAUCUCACCGAAACAUCUCAUGGGAGUAAAAAAACACCUACUACACCAUUAUUACUAAUAUCAAUUUACUAGAUUCACGGAGAGCUAAAAAUGAGGGAGUAAAUUAAUCAAACCAGAGUCUUCUUUAUAAACAAAACAAAACUUUUACUUUUACUGAAGAAAAUAAACUUGUUCAUAAACAGCAUAGUCAAAGAGCAUACACAGAGUGCUCAUAGCAGCUAUCUAACUCUUCACAGAGCCACAGUCUUAGUUACUGAUUUACUAGAGUUCUAGAGCCACUCUGUCUGCAACAACACAACACAACACAACACAACACAACACAACACAACACCACAACACAACACAACACAACACCACACCACAACACAACACAACACACACACUGGCUGAGACACACACUGGCACAGAGAAACACAAAGAGGCUGGCUACUUUUAUAGGGAGAAUGAGUCAACACUCAAGAUGAGUCAUGAUUCACAGUGACUUAGCAGUUUGCUGUUAACAGUUAACAGUAGGCUUGAAUGAUUGUGUAGGCCUUGUAGGUUUUACUGCUUCUGCUCUCAAGAACCUUUGUCUCAUGACAGUUAUAGAAUACAUUUACCACAGAAUUUUAGUGCUGUGUGGUGGGACUUGAUUCAGUAUACAAUGGACACUGGAGAAUGCAAGGCAUUACCAGAAGUUACAAUAAGCGUGGGGCUAGGGUGAUAUCUUAAUCAAGAACAAUGGUACCUCUGGUUAUGAACUUAAUUCAUUCCAGAGGUUCGUUUUUAACCUGAAACCGUUCUUAACCUGAGGCACCACUUUAGCUAAUCAGGCCUCCCGCCGCCCGCCCUCCCACUGCACGAUUUCUGUCCUUAACAAAGUCCUUAACCCCAAGGUACUACUUCCAGGUUAGCAGAAUCUGUAACCCGAAGUGCUUGUAACCAGAGGUGUUUGUAACCCGAGGUACAAGUGUAUGGAUAAUUGAUUAGAAAAAACUUAGAACCUUCAUGUUAGAUUUUGAUAAGAUAUAUAUGAGAGAGUUAUCAUACCAUUUCAAUCAACCCUAUAAUGGCUUUGUGGUUAUAGAUUAUAUUUUGUAUUUCAGUUGUAGACUUAGCUAUUUUUGUUUCUGUAUAGUGUCAUUGCUAUUCUCAUGCAUGGGGUGGGUGAUGGAGGUGAGAUGAGAUGCAUGAAGGCGGAUGCAAAUCUAACAAGGUUUUAAUAUGCUCAGAACAAUCACUACUGGGCUAACUUUGCUAUGAGAGAGUAAGGAUCUCUCUUCCAAAACCCUCUCUCCAAAACCCACAAUGAUAGAGAGCAGAUCUGAGGAGGAUGUGGGUGCAUAUGGAGAGGAGAGAGGGGCAGUUCCGUUGCAGAAAUGGAAAUCCUGGCAAUAGCAGAAGUACUGCAUUGCAUACUGCCCAAAAUUGUUAAAUAAAUUGACUGAAAGUUCCUGUGUGCACCAAAGAGCCUUCCAUAGUGACACCCUCACUUUUUUUGCAGUUUCCUAUGAGGAAUCACUACAUGUGAAAAGAAAACAGACAGUCUUGACCCACAGUUGUUGCUGUGGUUUUUUAAAAAAUGGUUAGAAUGUGGGAAUGUUCAGGGAGGCCGUAGAGGAUAUAUUGUUUAUUAAUAUCAUUCCUCACUUGUGCUAGCACGUUAUAUAACUUUGCAGAGUUUUGUUGUUGUUGUUUAGUCUUUUAGUCGUGUCCAACUCUUCAUGACCCCAGGAACUCCUGUCUUCCAUUGCCUACUGCAGUUUGGUAAAAUUCAUGUUUGCAGAGUUUUACAUUCUCUUUUUAACACACAGCAGGUACCUGGUUGCAGGCUUUGCUUAAGCCUCUCAAUAGCAUACAAUUCAGAAUUGAAUUGUAUGUUCCUGGUAAGACCCCUUAUAUCCCUUAUAAAAGAAUAAACAAACAAAAAUAUUAUUUAAAGUCAAUAAAGGAAGUUUACUCACAGCAUCAUCAAUUCACAGCUGGAUCCCUGUAGGCAGAUUUAGUUACAAAGCAUAUACAUGCAGAACUAUCCCAUAUGGAGAUAGAUAGUCCCUUUGUCCUCUGUUGGCUGAAAGCAACAGAGCAUCUCUAGCUAAAAAGCUCCUUGUCCAACAAAGGAGGAAGCCAAAAAAAGAGAUAGUGUGUGCUGCGUGCCUGGACCUUUUGUUACCUGGACAGGUAAGGACACGCCCACCUCUAGUCACAUGCAAAAGGAAGUAUGUCCCAGUGCAGGAGGAAACGGGAAGUUUUUGACUGACUGGACCAAACAUCCCAUCACAUGUCCACUGUAGGAAAACAAGGAAUGUUGUACUUGACUGCUACUUAUGUAUCACACCUCACAUACAGUCUUAAACCACAGCUUUUUUUACAUGGUUAGAAUUCCAAAAUCUGGGGAGAAAAAAAAUCCCAAUUGUGGGUGGCUGUUAAGAGAGAAAGCGUUGGACAUCUCUUUAAUGGUAGAAGGCAUGGGGAGCCAGUGAGGUAGACAUCCAAUUUUGAUUCAUUAGUGCUGCUGUUUCUUUUCUUUUCAGCUACUGGAAUUACUAUGAGCCAAGUUAUAAAGAGAACCACAACUGUGGUGCGAUGACCUUUGAUUGCUACUACGAAAACUGCUGGAAUGCAUUAGACUGUGAUCUACAAAAACAGUAUAUUUGUAAGAAGGGGCCUGAUGAUACUUGGCUCUAA
Podarcis lilfordi (Lilford's wall lizard) is the source of this 14715-nucleotide messenger RNA. The record is from the annotation of a GenBank genome assembly. Lineage: Eukaryota; Metazoa; Chordata; Lepidosauria; Squamata; Lacertidae.